AACAAAUAUGUCUGCUUUUAACAACAAUAACCACAACUUAAACAACACCUCCGCCGGUAUCGAAGGCCAAGGUUCUAACUUAGCCUCUCAAGGCAUUAAUCGUCAACAACCCAAUGAAUUGAAUGAAAACCAUGGUAUUGCUGCCACUGGAUUAAACAACCAGCCUCUCGAUACUCACUCUAGUAUCCCAUCCACUCGUGGUAAUGAUUUGAACUAUGCUGGUGCAAACAUUGCUGACACAAGAAAAGUGGAUCAACAAGCCGCCUAUGGAAAUACUGCCGGACAAAACUUAAACUCUGACUCAAACCGCACUGGUGGAACAGGUAUUCCUCCUGUUAACACAGCUGAACACGUUCGUCGCAAUGCUGCUGAAGAAGCCAUAUCUGCUGGUCACCACGGUACUCAUCACUCAGGCAACAAUAACCUUUCACAUGAAAGAGAACUUCAUAAUGUUGGUACUGGCCCUACAGCUCUUGGUCACCACAAUGAACACUCUACUGGCCAUAACGGUGUAGGUCUUGAUGAAAAGACUCGUAUCGCUUCCCACAACGCCACUAAUGUUACACAUCAUCAUCACCCCGAUGACCCUGUUGCUGUCGGUCCUUCUUCCACUCCUGGUCAACACCAUACAGGUGCUCCUCUUGGGGCUGGUCUUCCUGAUCAAGAUUUGAAACAUUCAACUGACAAGCGUCAUAAUGAAAAGCAUGGUAACAUCAGCCACAAGGAAGAAGAAACUAAAGUUAGCGCCGGCGACAAGAUUAAGGGUAAUCUUGAAAAGAUCGUUGGUAAGAUCAGUGGUAAUGAAGCCAAGGUCGCUCAAGGUGAAAAUAUUGCCCAGGGCCGUAGUGUUUAAAUGCCAGCAGAUACCAUCCCUUUUAAAUACCUCAUUUAGUC
Messenger RNA from Mucor mucedo, 894 nucleotides. RefSeq lists its product as uncharacterized. Lineage: Eukaryota; Fungi; Mucoromycota; Mucoromycetes; Mucorales; Mucoraceae. The record is from RefSeq and is a predicted model, not a curated record. The coding region runs from base 8 to 853 and encodes 281 amino acids. The transcript has a single exon.